Messenger RNA from Lycium ferocissimum, 1906 nucleotides. Its product is annotated as serine carboxypeptidase-like 45. The record is from RefSeq and is a predicted model, not a curated record. Gene Ontology annotation, cellular component: vacuole. Gene Ontology annotation, molecular function: serine-type carboxypeptidase activity. Gene Ontology annotation, biological process: proteolysis. Lineage: Eukaryota; Viridiplantae; Streptophyta; Magnoliopsida; Solanales; Solanaceae.
AAAGCAACAACGAAGGGACAAACGUUACUCUCAACAUUCACAGCUCAUGAGUUCUCCAUUCCCUAUUCCCAGUCAUCACAAUUAUCGAAUAGGAAAGAGGAAGUGGGGCCCAACAUAUGUGUUAAAGGGUCCCAUUACACUUGAUUCUUGACUAUACCAUUCCCGCAUCUCCCUUAGUUCCACGCUCAACUGUCAAGAACGACAAAAUUCAUUACAAAAGAAAAGAAACGUUUCUUUAUAUACUCAUUCUUAGCUGCCUACUCAGUCAGUAGUAAAUUCUAACUCUUCUCUAAUGGCGUUUCGAAACAUGGUAGUAUUGGGCCUCGUAUUUCUCCAAAUGUGGUUUAUAAUGAAAGUGAAGUCAACAGCUGCUGACAAAAUUAGUCAAUUACCUGGUCAACCCCUUGUAAAUUUCCAGCAAUAUUCUGGGUAUGUCACCAUUGAUGACAACAAACAGAGGGCUCUCUUUUACUACUUUGUUGAAGCACAAGUGGAUCCAAUAUCCAAGCCUAUUGUUCUAUGGUUAAAUGGAGGACCUGGGUGUUCUUCAUUGGGGGUGGGAGUAUUCUCUGAAAAUGGGCCAUUUAGGCCAAGUAGAAAUGUGCUAGUCAGAAAUGAACAUAGCUGGAAUAAAGAAGCAAAUAUGCUGUAUUUGGAGGCUCCUAUAGGAGUAGGUUUCUCGUACGCUACAAAUUCUUCUUCUUAUGAGGGAGUGAAUGACAAGAUCACAGCUAGAGACAAUUUGGUGUUCUUGCAAAAGUGGUUUGUGAAAUUCGCACAGUACAAAAACAGAAGCUUGUUCAUCGCAGGGGAAAGCUAUGCUGGCCACUAUAUUCCUCAGCUUGCAGAAAUGAUACUCCAGUCCAACAGGAAGGACAAGUUGUUCCAUCUAAAGGGAAUUGCUCUAGGCAAUCCAGUGCUGGAAUUUGCGACUGAUUUUAACUCAAGGGCGGAGUACUUCUGGUCACAUGGAUUGAUUUCAGAUGGUACAUACAAAUUGUUCACUUCCACUUGCAACUAUUCACGUUAUGUUAGUGAAUACUACAGAGGUUCUCUGUCUCCAAUUUGUUCAAAAGUGAUGAGCAUUGUCAGUCAAGAAACUAGUAGAUUUGUAGACAAAUACGACGUAACACUUGAUGUCUGUAUAUCAUCCGUCUUCUCAAAAUCCAGGCUUCUCAAUCCUCAGCUAGUUACAGAGACCAUCGAUGUAUGUGUUGAAGAUGAAACUGUAAAUUACUUGAACAGAAGGGACGUUCAGAACGCCCUCCAUGCAUGUCUUGUAGGGCUUAACAGAUGGCUUGUUUGCAGCAGUAUAUUGGAUUAUGAGCAUCUUGAUCUUGAGCUACCAACAAUCUCUACUGUGGGUAAUAUCAUCAAGGCUGGAAUACCAGUCUUGGUUUACAGUGGGGAUCAGGAUUCUGUCAUUCCUCUGACCGGAAGCCGAACAUUGGUCCAUAAACUAGCAGAACAACUUGCACUGAGCACAAGCACACCCUACAGAGUUUGGUUUGCUGGAAUGCAGGUUGGUGGCUGGACUCAAGUUUAUGGUGAUAUGCUAUCAUUUGCCACGAUAAGAGGGGCGUCUCAUGAAGCUCCAUUCUCGCAACCGGAGAGAUCGCUUGUGCUAUUCAAGUCUGGCAAGCCUUUGCCUGAUGCAUUCUGAUUCUUUCAUUAGUUCGGUACCACCUAGUUCAGACAAUGUGCAAGUAAGCUUUACACAGAUUUGAGGCGUUUCUUAAUCAUAUUUUUGGAGGAAUCUGCAUGCAAUUACUCUUUUGUAUCACUAAUUCAAAAUAGAAAGGACGUGAUAUGAGAUGUUUUGUAAAGUUGUCAAAAUAAAGAAUUUAUUGUUGCCUUUGUACCAACUGUUUAAUGAAAUUGAAGUCUAAUGCAUUAAUUAAUUCUA